This is a messenger RNA of Eupeodes corollae, 1555 nucleotides long. RefSeq names its product neuronal acetylcholine receptor subunit beta-3 (gene nAChRbeta3). The transcript is spliced from 4 exons. Gene Ontology annotation, molecular function: neurotransmitter receptor activity; extracellular ligand-gated monoatomic ion channel activity; transmembrane signaling receptor activity. The record is from RefSeq and is a predicted model, not a curated record. Lineage: Eukaryota; Metazoa; Arthropoda; Insecta; Diptera; Syrphidae. Gene Ontology annotation, biological process: nervous system process; signal transduction; chemical synaptic transmission. The coding region runs from base 213 to 1535 and encodes 440 amino acids. Gene Ontology annotation, cellular component: synapse; membrane; neuron projection.
AAAAUAUUCUCGUUGCAGGCAGAUUUAGUGAUUCUUCAACCACCAACGCGGCGACAACUCGGGAAUAACUAUUUUAUAUUUGUACAACACGAGUCGAAACUCUAACCUCUGAGCUCCCAUUCUCCAAUGAGGGUGUGAUUGUUGUUCCUAUAAAAGAAUUAAUUGCGAUCUAUAAACAAUUUUUUUAAAUAAAAAAAAACAACAAAAACACAAUGCAACUUGCGAUAAUACUCACAUCCGGUUGCCUUUUGAUUCAAGUAAUGUAUCAUGGCGCCAUUGUUUCCGCCGCUGAAACCUCUACUCAGGAAUCCUUAAAAGAUGUACACAAUAAAACUAAUAACAUGUGGAAUACGACGGCAAAUGAUAUCCUCAAACGGGAUCUUUUUGUCAAUUAUAACAAAUUUGCCCAACCCCUAAAGAAUGGCAAUCCCACAAGUGUUGGUAUCGGCCUAGAAGUCCGUCAUAUAGACAUUGAUGAACUUAAAGGAAAGAUGACUGUCUAUGGUUGGAUUAAAAUGGUAUGGCAAGAUGAUAAAUUCAAAUGGAAAGCCUCAGAAUACAGUAAUAUUACCGCUAUGCAUGUUGCUGCUGAUGAUGUUUGGCGACCGGAUAUUGCCCUAUUUAACAGUGCCACUGACCGUGACGACCAUCUUGGUGGAAGUCAGUUGAUAGUAGAAGAAAAUGGCAGUUUUUUGUGGGUUCCACCAGCGAUUUUUACAGCGUUUUGUAGCCUUAACUUCGAACUAUGGCCAUUCGAUACACAGAAUUGUCACUUGAAAAUCGGCUCCUGGUCAAUGGCCAAUAUUCAGUUGGAUGUCUAUGGCGAGAAGAAGUAUCCAAGCACUCAGGUUAAUUUGAUGGUUGAAAAUAAUGAAUGGGAAAUUCGAAAAGUCUCGACAACAUUCGAAACAAAUGACCAAUUCUACAAUUACGUCAGAUUUGACUUUCUGCUAGUUCGUCGGGCUGCUAUGUAUAAGGCUCUUAUUUUCACACCAGCAUCGUGCAUUAUCCUGAUGGUUCUUUCGAGCUUUUGGCUACCUCCUCAAAUGGGAGAAAAACUUCUCCUCAAUGGGAUUGUAACUGUUUUGAUUGCAGCCUUUCUCAUGUACUUUAGUCAACUUCUUCCUGUCCUGGCGCAAAGUACUCCCUUAGUUGUGUUGUUUUAUAGUAGCAGUUUAUUGCUGGUUAGUAUAUCAACAAUUAUAUCUGUGAUUGUACUCUACUUGUCGAGCGCCAAACAUCGUCGACGGGUACCGUCAUUCUUGAGAAACCUUCUCAACGGACCGUUGAGCUAUUUCUUGUUCUUAUCGCAUUUGAGUCCUGACAUCAUCGACCCACAGAGCAGCGCCCAGAAAGAAUUGACUGAACAGACUUCUGAUGGACCGUCUGGCUUUGAGGAUCAACAGAGUAUGUUUGCAGCCACAACGAGGUCAAUUCAAUUUGAUUGGAUCGUUUUGGCAACUGCUGUUGAUCGUAUAAUGUUUAUCAUUUAUUGUAUAGUCUUUAUCAUUCUUGCCAUUACAUAUUCUGUGUAGAGAUUUUUGUUUUCUUCUAA